AUGUGUCCAUUUACGAAACAAAAUCUGAGUGAAGAAGAGAAAAGACAGAUUUCAGAGUACUUACUUACCCAACAGAAGCCAAAUGGUAACACGCGUACAGGAGCCGUCAAAGAGUUAGCCAUCAAGUAUUGCUGCACCAGAAAUACCAUUCAAAGGGUCUGGAAAGUGGCCAAGGAGAGUAAGAAACAGGGAAAGAGCUUGAAUGUGAAGUCCAACAGAGAUAAGUGUGGAAGGCAAAAGUUGAUCCCUGAUCUUGAAAAGCUAAAAAGAACCCCAUGCCACAAAAAGCAAAACAUCAGAGCCGUAGCAUUUGUCUUGCAAUGCUCUAUUUGCGCUGUUCAACGGUUGAUAAAGGAAAAAAUUAUCAAACCACACAACAAUUCAAUCAAACCAUCACUGACAGAUCACAACAAAAUAACGAGAUUGCAUUGGUGCUUGCAAGCAAUUGACGCUAAUAGCAUUGAUGAAAGCCCAUGCUUUGAAGACAUGUACAACACUAUUCAUAUAGAUGAAAAGUGGUUUUACAUGACAAAAGGAAAGCAGAGAUACUACUUACUUGCAGGUGAAAAGAGACCAUGUCGACACUGCAAAAGUAAAAGAUUCUUUGCAAAGGUCAUGUUCCUUGCUGCAGUUGCAAGGCCUCGCUUUAAUGAUGCUGGGGAAUGCACUUUUGAUGGGAAAUUAGGAAUUUUCCCAUUUGUUAAAUGGGUACCAGCAAAGAGAAGAAGCAAGAACAGACCGGCAUGA
Messenger RNA from Spinacia oleracea (spinach), 747 nucleotides. RefSeq lists its product as uncharacterized. The transcript has a single exon. Gene Ontology annotation, molecular function: nucleic acid binding. The coding region runs from base 1 to 747 and encodes 248 amino acids. NCBI's taxonomy places the organism in Eukaryota, Viridiplantae, Streptophyta, Magnoliopsida, Caryophyllales, Amaranthaceae. The record is from RefSeq and is a predicted model, not a curated record.